UUCAAAAUCUAGUAAUUAGUAAUAAUUUUUAUAUUCUGUGGUACUAAGCAAUAUGGCCUAUUGGGAGGGGGGCUUGAGUCCCCCCCAAAAAAUUUAGUCAAUUUGCGUCUAUGGACUUAAGCCUUUCUUUAUAAGUGUAUAUUAAAUAAAAGUAUUCUUAUUAAGACUAACUGUGGGUUGUUGAUAGUUUUUGUUUUGUUGCUUCUCUACCCAGUAGGUACCCUAGAGGGAAGUUAAUAUAUCGACACGAGUUGGGACGUAAAUUGUGUAUCGAAUAGUAUCCGGCUCAAACUUACUGUGAACAAAGAUAUAUAAGUAUAAAAUAGCUAGAUAUAGCUAGUAAGAUUUUCCAAAAAACAUGAAUAAUUCCUAUACUACACAGUAUACGGGUUAAAAGUAGUAACUCGGGCGUACGCAGUGCAGCCUGUGGCCGUUUAAUCGUGCGACUCAUUUCGGUACGUUUUUUCAUGUGGACGGCCGUACGAGUUUUGUAUCAUUGCGUUAACAGUUGCGGCCACAGAUAUAUUUAAUAACUAUACAACGGCCCACGAGAGUCCAUACGUAAAAAAGCGUCCGUCGCUGCGCAUCGGUUCCCCUUUUAUACGCCGAAUCAUACCGAUCGGAAGGCUGUAUUCACGUCGCCGAGUAGUGGGAAUGGCACUAUGGUGGGAGAAAAUUCAACCGGCAGGCGUCGGGUACGUCGGUAUCGGUGCGCGGUUUACAUAUGGACUCUCGUGGGCCGGAGUACCUAUAGAUACCCGACUCCAAAUACGACAACAUUAUGGCCCAACGCCGUUUGUCACUUGGGCAAUGUUUACAAAUUCUAAUCGUUUUAACUGGCAACGGGCUUGUUUGAUAUGAAAUGUUGCUGUUUAACUUACUAACGAUUAGUAAACAUUUCCCAAGUUGUAAAUAUAAAAUAAAUAGGCCAGUGUUAUUGAUAAGAAGAAGUCGGGUAUCUAGUUAUUAUAUAUAUUUGUGGUUGCGGCCGAUGAUUAUUGAUAACAAAUGGAGUAAAGCGAUUGGUGGUCCACGGUACGUCGGUACCUAUCACAAUAUAUUUUACAUAGUCUUCCCGUCGACCGUCGGCGUUUAUUUGUCGAGCCUUGGCGGAUUCUUAUUUUUCAUUAGUCAUUGCUUGCAGUAAAUAAUAUUGCAAAACAAACAAUUCAUGACAUCAUCGAUGGAACGUAUCAUGCAUAAACCCAUAAAAUUGGAAAGAGUCGACUCAAAUGAUAAUCAAUUGUCUGGCAUUCUAUUGGAUGACGCAUCCAAUAACCAAAUACAAGUUUUUCCUGGUCAAAUAAUACAAAGUGUUAAUGGGCAACAACUGUUUAUUCAUUCUGCUGCUCAAGAUGCAAGCCAACUAAUACAACGUGGUUCACAGAACAAUCAACAAUUGCAGCUACUACAAUUUUCCUCAACACAACCACAAUUGAUUCAAGCUAAUGGGCAAACAUUUAUUUAUCAACCGAUACAAGUUGGUAAUGUACAAGUUAUUCCACAGCCACAACAACCACAGCCAAUGUUAAUUAACAUAAAUGGGAAUAUAAUGCAGUUAGAUACUACAAUAACUAAUAAUAUUCCAACUGUGGUUACACAAUCAGCUGCAACCAUUCCUAUAGAACAAGUUCUUCAACAAAAUAGUUUGAUGAUUGUACCAAAUAAUACAAUUAGUAUUCAACAAGAGAUACCUUCAACACUAGAGUCGGCCAAAGAAGAACCGGUAUAUGUAAAUGCCAAACAGUAUCAUAGGAUUAUGAAAAGAAGGCAAGCUAGAGCAAAACUAGAAGCUGAAGGAAAAAUACCGAAAACUCGACAAAAAUAUUUGUAUGAAUCUCGUCAUAAACAUGCUUUGAAUCGUAUACGAGGAGAUGGUGGUCGUUUUCAUUCUGGAUCAUUGGAGAGAAUAAAUAUGUCAACUAUUGAAAUUCAACAAAACCAACAGUAUCAAAAUCCAAUAAUCAAACAUUGUUACUCUCUGGCUGUUAAUCAAUCAUUUGAUAGUACAUAAUAAGUACAAUUAUAUAACAGUUUUGUUUGUAGUAUAAAUAGCACGGGUAUUACACAUAUUAUCUGAAACCAUCAAUUAUUUACUUAAAAUAAG
Molecule: messenger RNA, 2107 nt
Organism: Acyrthosiphon pisum (pea aphid)
Lineage: Eukaryota; Metazoa; Arthropoda; Insecta; Hemiptera; Aphididae
Product: nuclear transcription factor Y subunit alpha-like
Exons: 6
Coding region: 1172-2014 (280 amino acids)
Biological process (GO): regulation of DNA-templated transcription
Cellular component (GO): CCAAT-binding factor complex
Molecular function (GO): DNA-binding transcription factor activity; DNA binding
Source: RefSeq, a predicted model, not a curated record